GGCCGGUUGGCCCGCGUGCCCUCGGCGGGCUACGCUGCGCGAGCGGGUCGGGCCGGGCAUGCUGGGAGCCGCUUGCUCGGGGAACCUCCGCCCCCGGUGUGAGCCGCUGACGCGCGGAGAUGAAAUUCCCGGCCUCGGUGUUGGCGUCCGUGUUCCUGUUCGUGGCCGAGACGACGGCGGCGCUGUACCUGAGCAGCACCUACCGCUCGGGCGGGGACCGCAUGUGGCAGGCGCUGACGCUGCUCUUCUCACUGAUGCCCUGCGCUCUGGUGCAGCUCACGCUCGUCUUCGUCCACCGCGAUCUCAGCCGUGAUCGCCCACUGGUGCUGUUGCUGCACCUGCUCCAGUUCGGGCCCCUGUACAGGUGUUUUGAAGUCUUCUGCCUCUACUGUCAGUCCAACCAUACUGAAGAGCCUUAUGUAAGCAUCACUAAGAAACGGCAGAUGCCAAAAGAUGGCCUCUCAGAGGAGAUUGAGAAGGAGGUGGGUCAGGCAGAGGGGAAGCUGUGUACUCAUCGUUCUGCAUUCAGUCGGGCAUCAGUGAUCCAGGCUUUCCUAGGCUCUGCCCCACAACUCACCCUGCAGCUGUAUAUAAGCGUCGUACAGCAGAGAGUCACUGUUGGAAGAGGCUUCAUCAUGGCCUUGUCCCUGUUGUCUAUUGUGUACGGAGCCUUACGUUGCAAUAUCCUAGCCAUCAAAAUCAAGUAUGAUGAGUACGAGGUCAAAGUGAAGCCCCUGGCCUACGUCUGUAUCUUCCUCUGGAGAAGCUUUGAGAUUGCCACACGGGUCAUCGUCCUGGUUCUCUUCGCCUCUGUCCUGAAGAUCUGGGUGCUCAUGGUUGUACUUGUCAACUUCUUUAGCUUCUUCUUGUACCCCUGGAUUCUUUUCUGGUGCCAUGGCUCCCCAUUCCCUGAGAACAUAGAGAAGGCCCUAAGUAGGGUGGGUACCACCAUCGUGCUCUGCUUCCUCACUUUACUCUAUGCUGGUAUCAACAUGUUCUGCUGGUCAGCUGUACAUCUGAAAAUUGACAGUCCUGAUCUCAUCAGCAAAUCCCAAAAUUGGUACCGGCUGCUGAUUUACUACAUGAUGAGAUUCAUCGAGAAUGCCGUCCUCCUGCUCCUGUGGUAUUUUUUCAAAACUGACAUAUACAUGUAUGUGUGUGCCCCUCUGUUGAUUCUGCAGCUGCUCAUUGGGUACUGCACAGGCAUUCUUUUCAUGCUUGUAUUCUAUCAGUUUUUCCACCCUUGCAAAAAGCUAUUUUCUUCCAGUGUUUCUGACAGCUUUAGAUCAUUUCUUAGUUGUGUUUGCGGGGCCUGCAUGUGGAAGUCCAACAAGCCAGUAGUAAAGACAGACACAAACUUAAAAUUGUCCACAGAUCUAGGUGUAACACCUUCUACCAGUAAAAUAAGUCCUGAGCUCACUGAGAUGUGGAAUGUUGACGAUCUGUGCUCUGCUUAAUGGAACCUGAGUCUUCUCACAAAACAGGCAUAUCGUUGUCUAGGUUGGUAACUAUUGUUCAUACAAGUAAUAAGGCCUAAAUAGAGAACAAGGCAGGAAGUUAGCUGUUAACUCUUUGGGAGCUGCUGACUUUUAUAGAGUUCUUGGGUUUAAGGGAGCUACGGGGAGAAGCUAGGGCAACCUAUUUCCCCACAGUUUCACAGUUGAAACUGUUAUGCUCUUUCCAGCCUUACUGGCCAUUUCAUUGACACAGUACCCCUCAAGUUUUAAUUGAGCUGGUCAGAUUCAUUAGGUACAGUGAGGAGAAAGACUUAGUUGUUUUCUAGUUUCCUGGACUGUUGGUCUCAGUAGCCUAAUUUAUUAUUGCUGAAUAUAGUUUCACAUAAAAGGCAUUGUGAUGGCCAUAGUAGGUUAGUGGGGUUUUUGCAACCUCAUUCCCAUCACAGCUUACAGGGAGGGCUGUUUACAUUUGGUGUUUCAAUAUGUUAACGUUUUCACCUCCUUAGGACUUUUUGUGCAUAACCAACUGUAGCCACUCUGGUAUAAAAUCUGUAAAUUAUUUCAAGGGCCUAGAUUUAUGUACUUUAUUCCCUAGGAUCCAUUGCUACAGUGACUGAAUUCUAAAUUGCUUAUGGAAGCCCUAGAAUUUUAGGAAAGCUAUGUUUCGUUCUGUAAAUUGGGGAUUAGGAAGGAUCAGGAGGGUUGGUAGAGCAUCAAAUUGAUAAAGGCCUAAAUAAGUAAAAUUGUUAACUUCUCAGAAUGUUUAAAAAUGUGAAUUGUUUAGAAGGUAGGUCUAAAUCUCCUGAAAACUCAGUCUUGUCUUAUAAUUCUAAGGAAUUUCUAGUAGAAUUUCUUAAGACUCAGCUUUUAAUAAAGAUGAAAGUAAAAUUUUCUUCUUUCUUAUAUCCCCUUCCUUGCCUGCCAGGAAAGUUUUCAAUAAGAAUUACCUCAGUUAAUAUAUAUAUAUAUUUUUUCUACAAAACCCUAUAGAAAUCUCUCCCCCAAUGCACAUAUAUAGGACAUUAUAAUUUUCAUUAUUUGAAGGGAAAGGAGAAUUUUCUGUACUAUCAGCCCAAAUUAAGAAUUUUGACUUCAGAAAACUAUUUAAAUUAUAGAAAAAAAUGAAAUGGCCAGAAGAUUUUUGUUUUCCAUGAAGUAUAUUUUGACUUGGCAUAAUUAUAAGUUAUUUUAAAUAAGAUCUUCCGUUUCACUCUCUUAUACCUUUGCAUCUUCUAUAUAAUUUCUCCUUUAGCCUGGAACUCUGUUUCAUUAGAUUUAUUUGUAGCAUAAUGCCUGUAGUCUUUGACAAAUGCUUGUAUGUAACCCGUGCCAUUAUUCCUACCUCUAAAAUUUCGAUAAUGAAGUAUUCCCUAACAGGUGACUAUAAAGUUCACACUAAUUUAGAAUGAGAACUGGUACUAAAUUUGAGAGCUUUUCAGAGGCAACUCUACUGAAUCUACCAUAUAGAGCAGACGUCUAAUUUUCUGAACACAUAGAGCCACAGAACAUUUUUGUAGCCAUCAUACUUCUGAUGGUUUCCUUUCUAAUUAUUUUUGGUAUCAAAAUUUUAAUUUAAGAAACAGAUGUGAUUGAACUUUGAUUAAUAAUUUCUAUUUCAUUGGGGAUCUAUAAAAUAGAGUAUUAUUUCACAGGUUAUUCAAAAACACUAUAUAUAUUGAUAUACAUACAGUUCCAUAUGUGUCAAUAAGAUUCUAAACUAUAGAGCCUCAGCUGUACUUUUCAGAGAUAUUUUUCCUCAUUUGAAAUUCUCCUGAUUUGUCAGCAUUUGUGGUUUAAAUCUAUGAGAAUGCAAGGCAAUAAAUCAUUUUUUGACUAUUUUUAACAAAUAAGAACUCAAGAUUGUCUGUGUUCGCUUUUCAUCCAUAUACCACUUUCCUUGUUUUUAACAGGCUCCAUCAAAUUAGUUAGCAUGCAGAAAGGAUGCUUUACACAGCACAUACAUCUUUGUACUUUUCAUGUUCAGAAGUAAAAAACUGUGACACAGGAAAAAUGACUGAAAAAUAUAACAAUACCAAGUAAAACAAAUUUAAGAUGUUAUAGCAUUCUUUUGUCUGGUUAUUUCAUAAUUUUAAAAUUUUAAAAGCAAUUAGGAGAGAAGUAAAGCCAUUCAUUCCUAAGUCAUUCCAAAGUGUUUUUCUCUAUCAAAUCAUUAUGUUUUGUGACACCAGGUAUUUUCAAACUAUUUAAUGAUGAAGACAUUGUUUCCUUGAAGCUUUGCAAUGACUGAGGGUAGGUGUGGUGGUACCCUUUUCCCCUCAGUGACUUCAGGUUUUGCCUUGGGAGUAAGGAUUAGCAUCAGCCACCAGCUUGUCACUUACUAGGCAUGUGCAGAAUUAGACAAGGAUGGGGAUACUUAUAUUUCCCAGACUUCGUUUAGAAACACGUCAAUUUUUUUUUAAAAUUGUAACUUUCAAAUAUAUUACAAAUCUCUUUAAUUUAGAAAAGUGGUCAGAAUUUCAAGUGACCCCAAACCAAACUAACAAUGACAGUUGGCCAGACACUGAAGGCCCAGUUCAUACUUUAGAAAGACACGUUUUAUACCAAAUUGGACAUAGUGUCAGUUUUAAUGCUUGGUAUAUAUGUAACCCAGCUUUAGGAGCAUGUAUGACUGUUGACCUCGGUAAAGAGAAAACACUUCUGCGUGGUGAAAGAUAUAAGUCACGGAGAAGUGAAAAUUUUUGUUAUUAAAUUAUUUUUAUCACUAAAAUGGCAAAAUAUUUCAGUUCAUAAUACAGAACUAGAUUGUACUAAAGCCACAAGGCCAACACAUUUCUACAUGUGUUAGGAGUGAAAACGUAGUUUUUCAUUUAUAAUUGAAACAUUUAAAACUCUCACGUGUCUAAUCACAUGCCAUAAUUAGUUGACCACUGUUCCAACUGAAUCACUCAUUUGACUGGACACGAAUGAAGUUUUCCCUCCAAAUGCAUUGAAAUAAGAUCAGAGUACAUGUUGAGACUUUCUAGAAGCAGCCCAGUCUGCAGAUAGCUAUUUAUUUCUCUGUUUAGUCCCACAGGAUGACUUAAUUGCUCUAUGCCUCAGUUUUCUCACACACCGAAUUAAGAUGAUAUAACUUGUCCAACUUAUCUCAUAAAUUUGUUGGAAAGAUUUCAUUAAAAAAUAGAUAGGAAAAUGUUUUACAAAUAUUUUAAAGUACCAUAAAAAGUAAUUAUGGUAUUCAAGUUGAUAAGCAGGUUAUAGUUUGCUUUUAAAAAUAUUUUUGUUCUAUUUUUACUGUUUGAAAUGAAAUAGUGUCACCAACAUUGAGUGUCUUGAGUGAACAUAUGGGUCUUUGGUCUUCUCAGCAUUUUCAUUUUAUCUUACCAUCCGAUGCUUAUAAAAAUUAUCACCCAGCUCCUGUGAGGGAAAAGAUAAUUGCUGCCAAGCCUCACAGCCUAAGUUCCAUCCCUGGAACUUACAUAGUAGAAGGACAGAAGCAACACACACACACA
Messenger RNA from Nannospalax galili (Upper Galilee mountains blind mole rat), 4927 nucleotides. It is a transcript of the gene Xk, whose product is annotated as X-linked Kx blood group. Lineage: Eukaryota; Metazoa; Chordata; Mammalia; Rodentia; Spalacidae. Gene Ontology annotation, cellular component: membrane. The transcript has 3 exons. The record is from RefSeq and is a predicted model, not a curated record. The coding region runs from base 120 to 1457 and encodes 445 amino acids.